Messenger RNA from Octopus bimaculoides (California two-spot octopus), 2221 nucleotides. RefSeq lists its product as uncharacterized. Lineage: Eukaryota; Metazoa; Mollusca; Cephalopoda; Octopoda; Octopodidae. The record is from RefSeq and is a predicted model, not a curated record.
GAAAAUUAUAUUUUUAUAUUUUAAAUAAUUUGCAAUUUCAGGAAAAUGUUUUUAUAUUAAAUUUGUGUUUUCUAAUAAUUGAUAGAUAGAUACAUAGUAGAUAGAUAUCAGUAAGUAAGUAAGCCAAAGUAUCAACUCAAACCAGCAGACAGACAGACAGAUAGCUCAGCAGGCAAGCAGGCAGACAGGCCAGCAGCAGGCAUGCAGGCAGACAGGCAAGCAGGCUGACAGACCAGCAACAGGCAUGCAGGCAGACAGGCAGACAGACAGCGACUACUUUCACUUCUGACAUCUAAUAGCGUGAUAGUGCCAGAAAUUCACAUCGCACCGACAUACUUCUAGCUUUGAUCGUUCUACGAGCUCUCGUGAGCAAGCAUCUUCUUGUGUACCUCGGACAGACCUAUGCUCUGCUUGUCAAAUCUCACCGACGAAAACCGUGUACGAACUUGUCGCAGUGCAUGUGCAUCUCUACCUGGAAAUUAUGUUCUUUUACAGUGUGUAAUUUAAAGGGACGUAACUUUGUACUAAAAGCUAUACUGAGCUAAUUCGUGUCAAAUAGAGUCUAGGGAUUUAUAAAACGGAGAAAAAGCAGUGAAGAUGAUGCCCUAGCAUAGUCCAGUCGAAUCAUGGAAACUGUAUAUAUUCUUUAAUUUGAAUCCUAUACACCUCAAAGUGAAAAUUUACGUUAUAUUAAUUGGAGAAUCACAGAAUAACAUCUUUAUUUUUACAUAGUCAAAUGUAACUUUUGAAUUGCUGGGGUAACAUUUUAAAUUUUGAUUGCUUAAAAACUUAAUAACAGAAUAUUAAUACUUGCAAAACAGACAAGUGAUAUUCCAUACUUUGAAGAAGAAAUAGGAAAGUAAUAAAGUUUGAAAAAAUUUAUUUUCUAUUUUUAUAUAUUGAAAAGAUACAUUCUGUAUUUAUAGAAAGGAAACUUGUAAUAGUUAUUUUCAACAUGUAAAACGUAAAAAUAUAAGAAAUGGAUUGCAAUUGAAAGGGGUAUAUCCGCACUGUAAAGGAAAAAAAUAUUUCCUUCUAAACAGAAAACAAUUUAUACGAAACUAACACUUUUCAGAGUAUUAGUUUCGUAUAAAGCUUUUGUUUCUUUUUCUUUUUGUUUAUAUUAUUUUCAUCGGUUAAUUACUAGCAUAAUGCCACGGAGAAGACAACCAAGCCCCAAAAUAAUAUGCACAGACAUUAUUGAUGACGAAAAAAUUAAGCAAGAGACCUGGACAUUUUGUGAUCUCUUUCAACAAACUUCUACGAAUGAAAAAGCAAUUACAUGGCUGGCGAAAUAUGAACUUAUAAGCAAUUCUGUUGUGUGUCCCACUUGCGGGAACCCGUGUACAGUUAACGGUUACCAGAAGGGUAUAGAUGGAAAACGAUGGAGAUGCCCAAAGCAUAACUACUGUAGAUCAAUCCGCAAAGGAUCGUUUUUCGAGAAUAGCCGCCUGUCGCUGACAACAUUCAUAUGGCUUAUGUACAUGUGGUCAAGGGAAUAUUUCCAUUCUGAGAUAGCCCAUGAGACUACCGUAAGUAAGAAAUCAACAAUUGAUCUGUUUUGUCUCAUCCGAGAACUACUAGAACGGUUCCUGGAAGACCACCCGACUGAAUUAGGUGCCUACCCACCCGAGAUUGGCGGGUUCGAUUUACAGUCAGGUGAACCAAAAGUUGUUGAAAUAGAUGUGACCACACAUUUCAAACCUACACCCAAUGAAAAGAAGCAUAUGAAAAGAUUCUGUGUUUUUGGUGGAAUUGAACGUGGAACUGACAAAUGUUUUCUGGUGCCUAUUGAGCAUCAAAAUAAAGACGCUUUCGAAGCUGCAAUUAUCCGAUGGAUUUUACCAGCUGGAUGCCUUACUCGUUGCCAACCCUCAGAUGUUUCCAAGGAAGGUGAUAUUUCCCAUGGCCAGGUACCCAUAUUGUGUCUGAUAUUUGGACUGAACCUCUUCAAAUUGACCAGAUCCAACAAGGUAUAUAUACUCAUGAAUAUGUAGAUUACAAUGAUCCAGAAGAUACAGAAAUCCACACCAGAAAUAUAGACAGAAUGUGGCAGAGAGUAAAAAAACAUUUUCAAAGAAAGCAUAAGACAUUCUUAUUUCAAUCAUUUUUAACAGAAUUUAUGUGGAGGUCUCACUUUACAAAUAAUGAUAAAUUUGCCGCUCUAAUUUACUGUAUCAAACAUUUGUAUAAAGUUUAAAAUAAAGUUGUUAUAUUUUUA